Lingula anatina is the source of this 2444-nucleotide messenger RNA. RefSeq lists its product as uncharacterized. The record is from RefSeq and is a predicted model, not a curated record. Lineage: Eukaryota; Metazoa; Brachiopoda; Lingulata; Lingulida; Lingulidae.
UCGAUAUAAAACCUGGGGAGACCAUUAUCGAAUACCACAAUGUAAAAUAUGGCUCGCUCUUGCGCAUUUCUUGAAAUAUGUCUCUCUGCAAACAUAAAAACUUCCUCAUUUUGUUUACAGUUCGAACACGCCGACUUUUGCUGGUGUGGUAUAAAAACAAGUCAAAUUUACACUUUUAGGUAAUUUUUUUACGCGCAUUAUUUUCUUAAAGAAAAUGCAACUUACGGAAAGAACGCUUGUCAUCUUUCUUUUGAUCACAUUCUUCAAUUACUUUGCCUCUGGAACCACGGAAGAACUUUUGCAAGAUGCUCUACGCGAGAUUCGAGAAAGGGGGCCGUUUUACUACUUAGUGCCCUCACACAGUGAAGAUGAAGCCAGUCCCAACCACGUGGAAGGUGCUGAUGAACCCGCCGUAUAUUCCAAUCACGUCUCGGGGAAGAACACUGCCAAGAGACCUGGAACCGCCUGUCCGUAUUCCGUCUGGAGUAACGGCUGUAACCUAUGCACGUGCGACAGUGACGGGGAGGUGCGGUGCACGAGAGAUUCCUGUCCGACGUUGACUAUGUCAGCUGCUAGGAGAAAAAGACAUCUCAUCAUAAAACCUUUCUACAGAUUCAGACAUGGUGCUAAGAACAGGCCUGCUUGUAUGUUCGGAUCCAAAUGGGUAGAUGGCUGUUUCGAAUGCAUUUGUAAUAGCACCGAGCAGAUUUCUUGCCACCGUUUAGUUGGAUGUCACAGAGAAGGCCAUAAACUGGAAUAUUGCCCUUUUGGAGAUAGCGGAUGGUCAGAUGGCUGUUUUAAAUGCCUUUGUCAAAAUGACGGAAGGCCACAUUGCCACAGGCUUCCGAAUUGUACAAGACGCAGAAAACUAGGUAUGCUGAGCCAACGACAAUACACCGUUGUCCGUCGUUCCAUCCACUGUAGACUCGGUAGCUGGUGGCAUGAUGGCUGUGACACAUGUAGUUGCAUCCACAGUUCCCGUGCAGUAUGUACUACACAUUGCCUGAGGGACACGUGAGGAAUCGCCUGACACAGACAAGUGACACUUGAUUAUACAGUCAGAUUGGUCCAUGUUUUUCUGUAUGACAGGACAUGGAACGGUACAAAUGCGGGGUAUAAUCCAUGGUGGCUUGAACAGAAUUCCAAGGUGUCGUCCUAUGUCAGCGUAAUAUGAUAAUCCACAUCUAACAUCUUUAGUCUUGACUGAAAUGGUACAUAUACGGUAUGGUACAUAUACGGUACCAAGUCUGCAUACAAAGUUUCAGAUACAUACAACGCACGAAGGGUUUCCCUCAUUUUUGCAUAUUUGUAUUUAAUAAAUAGACCGAAUUUAUAUUUCGUUGAGAUUGGUGCUAAAGAGCACCUGGCCUUAAAAGCUGAAAAUGUUGUAAACUGGAUAUUUUCAAACUUUUUACAGAUUUGAGUCUGGGAGUUCAGCGAAAAUUAACCAGCAGAAACAAUCUAACCCAUCUUCUUAACUAGCAAUCGUAGCCGAUAAGGCCAAGAACAUUUAAAUCUUCCCAAUGUUAAAAUGAUUUUAAUGGUCUAUAGAGUACAUAACAUGUAUUUAACACAAAUGCUAUUACUUUUUUCAACAUUGAUUUUCACUUACUUUGCCUUAAAUAAUUGAGUGAUCUAACGACAAUGGAAUGCACCUCUAAGUAGAAGAUGAAAGAGAUAGUGUUAAUGUUGAAAACUGCAAGGAACAUAUAAUUUAAUGUACAUAAAGCUGGAAAGAAAAUAAAAAGGGUAGAGUAUUUCAGUACAUAUCGGAAUACUGGCGUGCUAUUACUUUUUCAGUGAAACCGCAUGAAUCGUACCUUUUAUUUGGAAAACGAUUUAACAUCUUCCAAUGAUGUUUAUCUUUUUAAAGGACAUUUAGAAACAAACGCCUCUGUAACCGAGAAAGGAGAAAAUGUGUUAAGAUGGUCAUGAUAACAAAUAAUGUUAUUCAAGAAAGCGUUAUUGUCACGACAAGAUAUCCAUAGGGGCACUGUUAUUGUCAUGUCCUCUGCUCUCGGCCGGGGAAUGAACGCCGCCAUUAUUCUACUGUUUAUGUAAUGGUUUCUGUAAAAUAUAUGUAGGCUAACGGGACACGUAAAAUAAAGAAAGUGAACCUUCAGCGAAUUUUAGCUCUCAUUUCUCUUCUCUGCCAACUGUCGCGUUAUGUAUACAGAAUGGUUAAUCUCCUGGCACGGCUCAGUGUUGAGUGGUACACAAAAACAAACCAGCUACGUACGGCAUGGCAAACGCACAACACAUUACGACCGGCCUUGCUGUCAUGUCGUGUAGGAAGCGAUUGAAAAUAAUGCCCAUCUGUCACCCAUUUGGAGUAUUAGCGCGUGCUUGGCAGUCCCAGUCGAGCACUGGGACUUAAUAUGUGAAUUAGAUGAUAUAAACAACUGUUGACACAGGACUUGGUGGUUAGUUUGGCGUUUGGGACC